Messenger RNA from Peromyscus leucopus (white-footed mouse), 4943 nucleotides. RefSeq names its product activating signal cointegrator 1 complex subunit 2 (gene Ascc2). Gene Ontology annotation, molecular function: ubiquitin binding. Bases 105 to 2354 code for a protein of 749 amino acids. Gene Ontology annotation, biological process: regulation of DNA-templated transcription. Lineage: Eukaryota; Metazoa; Chordata; Mammalia; Rodentia; Cricetidae. The transcript is spliced from 20 exons. The record is from RefSeq and is a predicted model, not a curated record.
GUAUCGCCGUUUGACCCCGGAAGUGUUGGUUCCGUGGAAGCUGUCACCGUGUACGGCGGCUGCACGUCGCGGGUGUGGAGCCGGGAGGAGGGUCACGCAGCACAAUGCCAGCUCUGCCUUUGGAUCAACUCCAGAUCACCCACAAAGACCCGAAGACAGGAAAGCCGAGGACUUCACCAGCGCUGCACCCUGAGCAGAAGGCAGACCGGUAUUUUGUGUUAUACAAACCGCCCCCUAAAGACAACAUUCCCGCCCUAGUGGAGGAGUACCUGGAACGCGCCACCUUCGUAGCCAAUGACCUCGACUGGCUCCUGGCCUUGCCUCACGAUAAAUUCUGGUGCCAGGUUGUUUUUGAUGAGACCCUGCAGAAGUGCCUGGACUCCUACCUGCGCUAUGUGCCCCGAAAGUUCGAUGAGUGGGUGGCCCCGACCCCUGAGGUGGCCGACAUGCAGAAGCACCUACACCGGAGCAUUUUCCUCACCUUCCUCCGAAUGUCCACUCACAAGGAGUCCAAAGAUCACUUCAUUUCUCCGUCUGCAUUUGGAGAAAUCCUCUACAAUAACUUCCUCUUUGACAUCCCAAAGAUCCUGGACCUCUGUGUGCUCUUUGGAAAAGGCAACUCACCACUGCUCCAGAAAAUGAUAGGAAACAUAUUUAUCCAGCAGCCAAGUUAUUAUAGUGACCUGGAUGAAACCAUUCCCACCAUACUUCAGGUCUUCAGCAAUAUCCUCCAGCACUGUGGCUUGCAAGGGGAUGGGACCAGCACCACACCCCAGAAACUCGGGGAGAAGGGUCGGUUGACCCCCAGUGACAUGCCUCUCUUGGAAUUAAAGGACAUUGUUCUCUACCUAUGUGAUACCUGCACCACACUCUGGGCCUUUCUGGAUAUCUUCCCUUUGGCCUGCCAAACCUUCCAGAAACAUGACUUUUGUUACAGACUAGCUUCCUUUUAUGAGAUGGCAAUUCCUGAAAUGGAGACUGCAAUUAAGAAGAGGAGGCUUGAAGACAGCAAGCUGCUAGGUGACAUGUGGCAGAGGCUCUCCCAUUCCAAGAAGAAGCUAAUAGAGGUGUUUCACAUCAUCCUGAACCAGAUCUGCCUCCUUCCCAUUCUAGAGAGCAGCAGUGACAACAUUCAAGGCUUCAUUGAAGAAUUCCUUCAGAUCUUCAGCUCCUUGCUGCAGGAAAAGAGAUUCCUCCGGGACUAUGACUCAUUCUUCCCCGUAGCCGAAGACAUCAGCCUGCUCCAGCAGGCUUCAUCAGCCUUGGAUGAGACCCGGACUGCCUACAUCCUACAGGCUGUGGAAGGUGCAUGGGAAGGGGUGGACAGACAGAAAAUCAAGGACAUUAAAGACCCAUCAGGGGCCAAGGAUUCUAAUAAUGAAGUCACCAUGACAGCGAAGCCAGUCAGUGAAAUGCCGUCACAGCUGGAGAACUCAGAGGAAGAUGAGGAGUGCAUGGGUGCAGCAGCUGCCCCGGGCCCAACCGUGUGUGGUGUGGAACUAGACUCCCUUAUCUCCCAAGUGAAAGACCUGCUGCCAGACCUCGGGGAGGGCUUUAUCCUGGCCUGCCUGGAACACUACAGCUAUGAUUCAGAGCAGGUGAUCAACAACCUCCUGGAGGAUCGGCUGGCCCCUGAACUCAGCCAGCUGGACCGCAGCCUAGAAAGACAAGUGAAGCCGGACCCUACACCCCUGCUGACAUCUCGUCACAACGUCUUCCAGAACGACGAGUUUGACGUGUUCAGCAGGGACUCGGUGGACCUGAGCAGAGUGCACAAGGGCAGGAGGAAGGAGGAGAACGUGAGGAGCCUGGUGAACGACAAGCGGGCUGUGGAGGCACAGCGGCAUCGCUACCAGCAGUACAGUGUGGUCGUGGAGGAGGUCCCCCUGCAGCCGGGAGAAUACCAGGUCGAUGACUACGAGGACGAGUAUGAUGACACGUAUGACGGCAACCAGGUGGGCGCCAACGAUGCAGACUCUGACGAUGAGCUCAUCAGCCGCAGGCCCUUCACCAUCCCUCAGGUGCUGAGAACCAGAGCGCCUGGAGAAGGACAGGAGGAAGAAGAUGAUGAAGUGGAGGAGGUUGAAGAGGAGGCCCCCAAGCUGGACCAUUUCAUCCAGGAUCCUGCAGUGCUGAGAGAAAAGGCCGAAGCCAGGCGCAUGACCUUCCUCGCCAGGAAGGGGUACCGGCCUGAGAAUUCUGCAGCAGUGACGGGCAGCCCCCGGGGCCAUGGGCAAAGCCGAGAAACCACCCAGGAGCGCAGGAAGAAAGAAGCUAAGAAGGCAACCAGAGCCAACCACAGCCGUAGAACCAUGGCUGACCGGAAGAGAAACAAAGGCAUGAUCCCGUCCUGAGGCCACAAAGCUGCCUGGGUGAGGGAGUCCCCUUAAGGCCACCACCAUACCUCACCUUCCAGCCAGCGGUGAGCGCCUUCUUGUCGAACACAAAGUGCCUUAUCCCUUGGUGCAGGAACCCAGUGCCAUCAAGCAGGCUGUCUCCCAGCUGGGCUGGUGCAAAAGGAUGGGGCUGCAAAAGGAAGGUGUCUUUAUCUUGUGCAACAAGACACCAUCUCACGGAGUCCUGGAUGGCAGGAGACCUGUGUAUUCAGAAGCAGCAACAAGCCCAUGAAUAAAGUCUCUGACCUUCCACGGUGUCCAUGACAGGCUCCAGCCCUUUCCCUCCGUCAUUCCUCAGCGACACCGCCACCCGAAAGACAAGAAGGCACAGUGCUCCCCCUUCGUUCUGUCUGUUGACUCCGUGCAUCUCCUCAGUGCUCUUCCUUGCUGGUGUGGCCUUUUCUCUGUGCCUGUGGAAGGAAGUCACCAGUGGGAGACCUAAGGUCCCUUCUGCUGCUACCUCAUGCACCUCCUCCCCAGGAGGUGGCGCUGUUUCCAGUUCACAGUACAGACUGGGGAGGUGAGCCGUGGAGGGCUGAGUGUGCUCCUAGGCCGCAGGCAGGCAGUGGCAGAGCAGGUCUUAGAAACUCCGUCCGAUCCCUGGCUGUACAGGUUACAGAUCCAUGUAGAUGAUGUCAACCCCUGUGUCACAGCUGGAACAAGGACACUUAGCUGGUUACAGAGCCUCGUAGUUAUAAACAUACUGUUAGCCCCAACCCUCCCAAAUCUAGAGAUUGGAAGCUACUGAAAAGAAGUGAAGGUAUUCUUUCUGCCAAGCCCUGCUGAAUCCAGUGGGACUUGGCUGGUUUCCAGGGCCCUGUGCAGGUGCGGUCCACUCUGCAGUGGCUAUCAGCUGACAGGCCCCCUGGGUGUUAACUGGUGUGCAGGGGAGCCACAGUGAGGUCUUUGCUGCGCUGACCCUGACCCAGCAGAGCCUGGAGUCUUUUUUAACACUAAUAACAUGAAAGAGCCACCCAUGCACCCUUGCAUCGAUGUUGUGUACAUGUUAUUUGCACAAGGAAGGAUCCUGGAGUCUUAUCUGCAGACCUUUGGAUGCCAGGGACAUUGAUUUGAUUGCAGUUAGGACGAACGGGCAGACAGACACUUGAUGAAUUAUUUUGUUAGGCCAGCCGGCACAAGUGAAAAUCAAUGGCAGUCCCUGUGCCUUGCUGACCUAGGGGGGAGCAUUUGAGAUGCAGAGUGGGUAUGGGGUGGUGUCUUUCCCCAAGGGAUGCUGAAUUAGCUGAGAUCUGGCAGAGUUAGCCAUUCUGACAGACAGCAGGAAACAGUUUCCUCCUGGAAGCACUUACCAGUGGCCCAGCUCAGUGGCAGGGUCAUUUCUCCCUGACUGAGCUCAGACCGAGCUGCCGUCAACAAGGCAAAUGGGCUUUUGGAGCUUUGCCUGCUGCUGCUCCCUGCAGCCACCUAGAGCAGCGCCCAGGUUUCCUGGGAGCAGUUUGCCUGAAAGAACAGACCAUCACCAUCUUUCUGUUUCCCAGCAUGGCAGGCCAGAUCAAACAGUCCCCCAAGGAGCAGCAUGUUGCUUGCACCUGCACGUCAGGACAGCCUUUCGUGGCACUUUGACACCAGUCUGGAGCACUCCUGUCCCCCUUCCCCUCGGCCUGAAUGAGGGCACUGGACCAGAUGAAUGGCACUGUUUGAUGCUGGUGUCCCCAGAGAUGGAGACUGACUGUUGCUCAGUGGUGGAGCACUUACCUAACAUGCACAAGGUUUUCCCCCUGUACUACAUACACAAAAGAAGUCCCCAAGGGGAGAGAUUCCAAGUUUAAGAUUGGCAGCCCAAGAAUGUUGGGUGGGUGUGGGUGGGCCUUUUGGUCCCUGUCCCCACCCCCGUCCCCGCUGCUCUCCUAUUCGGGUAUUUUCUAAGUGCCUUUCCUGUGCCCUACAGCGAGUGUGACCAUCAUAGAUGUUUCUGUGACCACCAGAGAUGUUUCUGGAGAAACUUAAAACCUUGAAAGGACACAAGACUCAAGUGUCUUUAAUAGUCUGUGAAUGGCUGUAAGAGCUUCUGUGCCCUGGGAGGCAAAAGCAGAGCUGGAUUAUAAGAGACCUAAGAGCGUGUGGAAAGGGGCAGAGCAAGGAAUCUGCACAUAGGGACUUAGUCGUGGCUGCAUGUCCUUGCCAGCUUGCUUCAGCUGCAGCGUGGAGGAGAAAACAGUUGGCGCAAGUCUGCAUGUCACUGCCCCUCCAGGAGCCCAGAGUCAAUAAUAUGAACAGAAAAACAAACUCAGAAUCAACCAGAGUUAGACAUGGUGGCACACAUUUAUUUCUUGGGAGGUAGAGGCAGAGUUCAAGGUUAGCCCAAGCUACAUGUGACUCUGUUCAUAAAUGGAUAAAAACUAAAUCUGAAGAACAAACUUAAAAGCAGACUCCGUGGACAUAGUGUCAAGCAUUGUUUGUGAGAAUGUUAAAACUCCUUUUGCACACUGACCAAAUGUGGACGGGAAUGCUGGUGAUGCUGGUAGCGGCCAUGAUUACUUCUAUUGGGAAUAAACACAUUUCCUGAGCCUCACUCAGGCCAGAGUU